AUGGGCUCGCCGGCGCCUUCGCCGGUGACGGUGGAUGUUGUGACGAGCGUGGCCGUCGGGUCGCUGGCGACGGGCGACGUCGAUUUCGAGGUUGUGACGACGACAGUGACGAUUCCUGGCGGAUCGUCGAGCGCGGUGUUUGAUGCUGUUGUGUACGGCGACGCGUGGUACGACGACGGCGAGACGUUCGAUGUGACGCUGACUGGCGUGAGCGGCCCGGCCACCCUUGGCGGGACGCUGACGACUGUGGUGACGAUCGGCGACUCUGGCCCGGCACCGACGCUGACGACGCGGGUGGUGUCCGGGGCCGAUGCCAGUACCGGGUCUGGCUCGCAGAGCGUGACUGCAGAUGUGAGCGAGGGCGAUGCGACGUCGAAGGAUGUCGUGCUCGAGCUCGCGCUGUCGCGGCCUGCGGAGCAUCCGACGGUGGUCGACGUGGUUGUGUACCCGACGUCGACGGCGACGAACGGGACGGACGUGGAUGUGCUCUCUACCGAGGGCCGCAACCGCGGGCCGUUCACGAUUGGUGGACUGGUGUCGACAUACAAUGUGUCUGCUGUGAUCUACGGCGAGACCGUUGUCGAGGGGACCGAGGUGUUUGACUUUGGUCUCGUGGCGACGUACGGCGUGAGCGGUGUGACAAGCACGAGCAACGCGAGUGUGAGCAUUGUCAACGAUGACUUCUCACCGCCGCCGUCGUCGCCGUCGCUUCCUUUGGUGACUAUGGCGUUGAGCUCGCUUUCUACGACCGAGCCUACAUCGUUGGGUGGGCGUCGGAAUGUUACCAUCACAGUGGUCAUGGACUCUGCAGCGUCUACGGACGUAGUUGUCCAGGUUGCGACACGAUUGAGAUCGGGCGGUUAUGCUUCUGCUGAUGUGGAUUUUGAGUCGCUGAUGACAUCCGUGGCUAUACCUGCUGGCGCUACCUCUGUGGAUUUCGAUGUUGUUGUACUUGGCGACGCCUGGUAUGACGACAAUGAGUUGUUCGAUGUUGUUCUUGAUGGUGUGUCGGGACCGGCUAGCCUGGGCAGUGACACCGUUACGAUUGUGAGCAUUGCUGACUCGGGACCUGUUCCCACGCUCUCGGUCUGCCUGGCCUCUGCUGGGGCUUGUGGAGGUGGUACGUCUGUUGGAGCGACCCUGUCUGAAGGUGAUUCUGGUGAGGCGCUACUUGGUCUCGUUCUGCAAGCAUCGCGUCCUUCGGAGCGUGUUGUUGUUCUUGAUGUAGCCACUGGUGGCGAUGCGACUCUGGGAGUUGAUGCCGAGCUGCGUGGCGAGAGUGUGUCCGGUUCAUCCGUCACAUUCGGCCCCGGCGCGGUGAUGGUGAACGUUGACGUUGCUGUGCUGGGUGAUCUCAUGCACGAGCGCAAUGAGACCCUCGAGCUGGUGUUUACUCCGCGUGACACGUCCUACUUGGAGACGCUGGACGUUGCGGUGGUCAUUGUCAAUGACGAUGGCCUGCCAGAGCUGGCAUGGGUGUUUGUGGACGCUGUUAUCGAUGAGGGUACCGCUAAGGAUCUCACAGGUACGAUUGGAAACGUGACCCUGAAGCUGUCGCGGCCGAUGCACUCUCGCGUCGAUGUUGAGCUGGAUCUUGUGUUUCCCACUGAUGUGCAGACGCGUGACGAGUCUGAGCUAAGUGCUGCCGACGCGUUUGACGUCUUUGGCUUUGCUCGGUCUCCGCUCGGUGAGCCUAUCACACACACGGUGGCUCAGUUUGCGCCUGGCGAAGUGGAGAAGGUUGUCAACGUGUUUGUAGUUGGUGACGACGUGGUGGAGCCUGAUGAGUUGCUGCAUGUGGUCAUCUCGUCCGCCAGCGACGUUGGUAUUGCAACCGAUGCUGCCGUCCGGCUUGUGCUCCGUGAUGACGACCUCGUGUCGACCAUUUCGGGCGCCGACCUUUACCGCAAUCGCGGGGACUGGUGGUGGAUCUUCAUCCUCGCCAUGAUUGUCCUGCUUUGCUGUUGCUGCCUCUGCUGCUUUGCUCUCGUUUUCUUCCGCGAGAACCGCGAGCGCUUUGACGCCGACAAGCUCCCUCCCCCGUCGACGUCGUCGCUUUCGGACGAGUACUCGGAGCCGACCAUGACCAUUCUUCCGCUCCCACCGAUCCCGCGGGCUCCUGGUCGUACGAAUGAUGCCGUUCCUGCGCCGCGACCGCGGUCCAGGCCGUCUAUCGCGCCGCUCCCGCCACUUCGAGUCAUCUCUGGUGGUUUUCUCAAGGACCCGUCGCCAGAGCCGCCAACUGCGUUCGCAGCCGGUCAGGUCAUCCCCUCGCCGCCCAAUGCAAUCCCUGUUCGCCAGACAAACCGCCGGCUGAGCAUGCCGGGUGUUGAUGGUAUUCCUGCUCUGCCAAAUGCCCGUGUGACGACCAAGGGUCUUCCGCUCGCCUCACGCCAGGCGCUCCUGGUCUCGGCUGCUGAGCGCGCCGAGGCACAGCGCCGCCGGGUCGAGAUGUUUGCCCAGGACCUCACCCCACCACGUGCCACACCGGACACCGAUGUCGUGCCUGGCGCCUCAAACGAAGCUGAGCUCUUUGGUGCGUCCAUCGGCUCGCUCGACCUUGCCGUUGACUCGGCAUCCCACGCUCAGCUGCCACCCAUCGACUCCUCGUCGACCAUUGCCGCUUCAUCAAGCGACAGUGAGUCUGUUAGCUCGAUUGAUGCGCCCAACUUCUACGCUCAUGUCGACCCGCGCCGCGCCCAGGCCAUGCCCAUGUCGCCGCGGCGGGAUGAGAUCGACGGGACACUGAAGAAGCUCAACGAGCUGCUCCACUCUCCGUCGUCCGAGAUUCACCUUGACCGCUCUCGAAGCUACUCGCGCGAGGUUCGUGCCUUCCGCCGCACGCGCUCUCGCCGCCGCUCGACAGCCGCCUCUCGCGAUCUGUCCAACCCGCUUCGGGAUCUCUCGUGCAGCCGACCCUCGCGGGAUCCCUCGCUGGAGACGUUGCGGCGCGUCGGCAGCCUGGCUUCGCCGCGCUCGUUGGCAACCAUCCAGACACGACCUCGCCAGCAUCAGGCGCCAAUUUCCUCGGCGCAAGUCACAGUCGCGGCGUCGUCGUCGUCGUCAGACACGAUGCGCAUUGUUUCCAACAGGGUCUCUCAUCCGUCGCCCUCACGCUCGCGCUCGCGCUCGCGUAAUGUCAGUGCGACGCGCCUCUCGCAGCUCCGCCUUGACUCUGCCGGACCGAGCCGCAGCCCCAUACCCAUCAUGCCGCCGAUGGCCGCCCUUGGCCGCUCAACCUCGAUGCCGUUUGGCAUGCUCGCCAAGGCGCGGGCUGUCGCAGCAGCUAACCCUGCUGUCCCAACUAUCUCGGACGUCUCUAGUGACGACUCGUCCGAGGGGGAUAUGAUGCGAAUUGUGUCGACUCGCGUGACGUACUCGCGUUCGCCAUCGCGUUCGCGCUCACGCGUUCGUGCCGCGAACGCCCGGCUCCGGCCCAUGCCCACCGCUGCGUCCCCAUUCACGCGCUCGCCGUCGACGCCCUCGGCGGGGCCGCCCAAGGCCACGGUCGCGCGCCGCAAACGCCGUGCCUCAGGUGAUGCAGGGCGACCAGUGCCGCGCUUUAUCUCGGCCUCAAGCAGCUCGAGCUCGAGCGGCGACAACAUGCGUAUCAUCUCAUCGCGUGUGACGUACCAGCCUUCAUCGCGCUCGCGCUCGCGCUCGCGGACUCCAUCUGCAGAGCCUGCCGCCCUCAUCAUCGCCUCCGUACCGUCGGCAGACGCGCUGGACAACUCGACGUCGAGCGUUCUCUCGUCGUCCGAUCCGGACACCAUGCGAGUGCUCUCAACGCGGAUUUCAUCGCCGCGGACCAACUCGACCGUGACCGGUUGCGGGACAAACACGGUCAACUUCGACAACAUCUCCGUCCCGACCUCUCCCGCCGUCAACUAUCCGCUCGCCUCGCGCUCUGGCAGCUCGAUCGUCUUUGUGGGUGAUGUCAAUGGCGACGGAGUCAACGACAUGGCCUUUGGCUCGCCGCUCGACGACCUCACCUUUGGCACCGUCACCAUUGUCUUCCUCAACUCGGACGGAUCAGCCAGCUCUUCGGUGGUCCACAACCGGCUGACGCCCCAGCUCUCGGGCAUCAUCGCUGGAGUGGCCGGCAAGUACGGCUCUGCACUCGCUGCGCCUGGCGAUCUCAACGGUGACGGCGUGCCCGAUCUCCUCGUGGGUGCGCCUACCCUCGGCCUCACGGGCAAGGCCAUUGUGGUCUUUCUGGCCAGCGAUGGCUCCAUCAGUGGGACGUCGGUCAUCGAGAACAGCUCGGGUCUCGGCCUUAGCACCAUUCUUGUCGGGGAGCUCUUUGGCUCGGCCAUGGCCGUCAUCGAAGGCGUGCCGGGCGUCAACUACGCCACCCACACCAUGGUGGCCAUCGGCCUUGCCGCCGGCAAGGAUCGCGGCGUGAUUCCUCUCGUCUACGGCUCCAUCCUCAUCGCCAAGCUCUCGCGGAGCGAUGGCUCUGUCGUUAGCUACACCCUCCUGGACCAGUCACAGCCUGGCCUCAACGUACUUGCCGUUGAUGGCGGCUUUGGCUCGGCCAUUGCCGCCGGCGACCUCCGCGGAACCGGCUCGCCGGUCAUCGCCGUCGGCGCGCCGCUGCACAACCUCCUCUACGGCCGGGUCUAUCUCCUGGAGAUGGACUGGUCCACCACAUCGGUGACCAACGUGGUGGUGGUGGAGGACGGGGCCAUCGGGUGGAACCCCAGCCCGUCGCUCGGUCUCAUCUCCCAGAUCGGCGCCGCCGUCGCCAUGGCCGACAUCAACAACGACGGCUGCCUCGAUCUGGUGGUCGGCGCCCCAGGCGCGCCCGACAUCGGGCCAAACUAUGGCGUUGUCUCGGUCCUGCUCCUUGACGCAGGACCGGCCACACUCUCCGUCCAGACAGAGGUCCGCCUCUCCUACUCGACCGUCCCUCUUCUCCAGCUGCCCAUCUCUAUCGGCGCCGAGCUCGGCUACGCCCUUCACGCCGGCGAGCUCAACGGCAAUGGUUGCGUUGAUUUGCUCAUCGGCGCUCCGGCCUCGGAGCUUGAGUCUGGCCGUGUCUUUGUUGCCCAGUGCCAGCACGUGACGCGACCGAUUGUGUGGAACCACGCGCCGUCUGCGUCGCACGUUGGUGGAGGCAAGGCGAUGGUCCUGUCAACGGCAUCGACGGCGGUGGACUUUACCCUCGCCGGCACUGUGAUGGUAGAGGUGGCGGUGUACGACUCGCCCGAGUCGACGAGCCCGCGGUACGUCGCUGUCCCGGCGACAGUCAACAGCGCCGGUGAGAUCGCCUUUGUCUCGCCGCCGUCGGCCAAGGUCGGCUACACGCAGGUGCGGAUCGUGGUGGACGACGACGGGAGCGGGCAGAGCAAGCGGUACUGGGUCAACAACUCGAUGUAUUACGUCGAUGAUGCAGAGUGCACUCAGCCGGGCUUUGUCCUCCGUGAUGGCGUCUGCCGUGACUGCGCCGACUUUCCCGGCGCUGUCUGCCCAGGCGGCGAUCGCCUCUGGUCGCAGCCAGGCUACUGGAACGCCGACGACGACACGCCGCCGACCAGGUGCCCCGUCCCUGAAGACUGUCCUGGCUUCUCCAUCGGUGCCUCUCUCCCGCCUGGCGUCAAUUCGGGCGGCGAGACCGAGUCGGAUUCGGCCGGCGCAGCAGGCUUUGGCUCGGCCUCCCACACCUCGUGCAUCGAGGGACGGACCGGCUUUGGCUGCACCGCCUGCGCCACCGACUACUACAUCUCCUCCUCCGGAUCAUGCAUUUCCUGCGGCUCGUCGGCCAUGCGGCUCGUUCUCAUCAUCUUCCUCAUCGUCUUCUGCAUCAUCACCGCCGCUGUCCUCGCCUGCGCCUCGCGCAGAUCGGCCGGAAUCUUUGUGGCCCUCGUCAUCGCCGUCCAGCUCGUCGCCCUUAUCAUCCGCUACAUGAUCAUCCUGGUCCCGGCCAAGAACACCUCGGCCUUUUGGAUCUUUGUCAUCAAGUGGUCUGGCAUCGUCCUCUUUGAUCCCGAGCUCUUUGCCCUCUCCUGUGCCUCGCCCUGGUCCGGCCCCUACUUUGUGGUCCUCUACUCGCUCCUGGUCCUCGUCUUCCUCAUCAUGCUCAUCAUCGCCGCCAUCAUCGCCACUUGCCGCCACUCGCGGGUCCAGAACAAGGCUGCUGAUGAUCUUGAGAUCUCCAUCCCGCUUUGGGCCGCAGGCGAUGCCUCCUUCCCCACGGGCAUCUCGGCCUCGACCUCGCUCCUCUUCCGUCAGGACACGAGCACCACCACGCUCGCCCGGCAGAACACCACCGCCUCGGUCUUCCGCUACGACUCCAGCUCAUCGCUCACCUCCUCGCGGGCCUCCACUCCUCGCGAUCGGAGCCAGAGGGCAAGCAGUGCUGCCCGAUCGUCAGGAGCGUCAUCGUCGUCAGAGUCGACGGCGGCGACUUCUUCAUCGACACCGUCGUCAGAGCCGGACACCAUGGUCUCCGAGUGGGUGGAGGACAUGCCCAACACUGUGGCCCGCCGAUCGUGGAUUGCCUAUGGACUCGGCUUCAUGGCCGCCGUCUUCUACACCCCGAUGGCCUACAGGACGGCCGCCGGGCUGGGGUGCUCCACUCUGGCCGAUGGCGUCUCGCGGCUCGACCACGAGAUUGCCACCGAGUGCUACGCCGGGAGCCACAAGACCGCCGCUAUCCUUCUUCUCUGGCCCAUCGCCGUCGCCUACGUCGCCGGCUUCCCGCUCGCUGUCCUCAUCCGUGCCAUCGCUGUCGCCCGCAAGUCCUCAACCAGCUCCAAUGACGCUCAUCUGCCGAGCGAUGCUCUGCGGUUCAACCUCUUCCUCAUCCGAGAGGGUCUCCGAUUCCUCUCGGCCGGCCUCUUCACCGCCUGGGCUCCCGUCGCCGCCGUCCCCUUCUUCCUCGUCCUCACCAUCUCCGUUGUCUCAGCCGUCAUCAAGGACAGCCUCAACCUGGAGGUCUUCAUCACGGCGCUGGCCAUCUGCCUCUCGCUUGCCAUCACCGCUUGGGCCUCUAUCUCUCGCUGGCGUGUCGCCAUCGCCGCCAUCGCCGCCAUCGCCGCCGCCAUCUUCCUCAUCGCCAUCACCGCCUCUGCCAUCUCCGGAGGCACCGUCGCCGUCUGCGUCAUCGUCUUUAUUGCUGCUUCCGUCAUCGCCAUCCGCUUUGCUCUCCUCCGCUCAUCGAACACAGAGUCUUCCGCUCCGCGCGAGGACAACUACUCGGCCAGUUUUAACGGAUGAUUUUGAGGUGGGAAUCGGUUUUGCAUGCAGCGAAAAUGAAU
Messenger RNA from Thecamonas trahens ATCC 50062, 7262 nucleotides. RefSeq lists its product as uncharacterized. Gene Ontology annotation, biological process: cell communication. Lineage: Eukaryota; Apusomonadida; Apusomonadidae. The record is from RefSeq and is a predicted model, not a curated record. Gene Ontology annotation, cellular component: membrane. The transcript is spliced from 3 exons. Bases 1 to 7221 code for a protein of 2406 amino acids.